GAAAAACGAGUCCAGCAAGUUAGAAAAAAUUCCAAGUCUAGUUUUCCGUCAUCGUACAAAACCCCCUCUGCCCAGGAGUUGCUCAUCUUUAGUUCUCAGAAAGAGAGGAGUUAUUUGUACAUAUUUUCUCAUCUGAGUAGUCUACAGGUCCUAGCAGACACAACGUCUCUGAUAUUCUCAGAGACCUAAAAGGACAUGGAUAUGAAGCCUCUGAUGAUUCUCCUCCUGCUAGCAGCUGUCACCACCACCGCCCCUGCAGCAGCUCAAACCACCACCGCCCUUGCAGCAGCUGUCACCACCACUUCCCCUGGAGCAGCUGUCACCACCACCGCCCCUGCAGCAGCUGUCACAACAACCGUCCCUGCAGCAGCUGGUACCACCACCACUCCCGCAGCAGCUGCCACUACCACCACUCCUGCAGCAGCUGGUACCACCACCACCACUCCUUCAGCAGCUGUCACAACCACCGUCCCUGCAGCAGCUGGUGCCACCACCACUCCUGCACAGCUGACACUGCUCCUGCACCACCACCGGCUCUGA
Oncorhynchus tshawytscha (Chinook salmon) is the source of this 540-nucleotide messenger RNA. RefSeq names its product integumentary mucin A.1-like. The record is from RefSeq and is a predicted model, not a curated record. Bases 196 to 540 code for a protein of 114 amino acids. The transcript is spliced from 4 exons. Lineage: Eukaryota; Metazoa; Chordata; Actinopteri; Salmoniformes; Salmonidae.